Messenger RNA from Aphidius gifuensis, 937 nucleotides. RefSeq lists its product as uncharacterized. The record is from RefSeq and is a predicted model, not a curated record. Bases 354 to 839 code for a protein of 161 amino acids. NCBI's taxonomy places the organism in Eukaryota, Metazoa, Arthropoda, Insecta, Hymenoptera, Braconidae. The transcript is spliced from 6 exons.
CAAUGAUUGAAGAUCACGUGUACCACGAAAUUUAAUUCCUGUACUUUCACCUUCUUUGAAGAAUUUUAAUCUGUAAAAUGGAAAUUAUCAUCAGUUAUUUUUUGAUAAAACACAGCAGGAAAUCUUGCGAACAACUGGAACCUGAAACAACAGCUGAUUUUUUCCUCUGAACAAACUUUUUCAUCCACGCCCCCUACCCCUCCUAAAUUUCUAAUCUUUAACAAUGUACCUGCCAAAAUACCUUGCCAAAAAUCCUCAGUGUUUUCUCAACCUUUGAUGCGAAAACAUAACUUGUGCUUAUCAUUUUUGCUACUUUUUUUAUUAAAAAAUAAAAAAAAAAAAACCAAGUAAAAAUGGCUCCAAAUUUUCAAAAUUCAAUAUUAAACUCUUCUAAUAAUUCAUGGAAAUCAUCCAGUGAAAUAAAUUUUCGACAAAAACUAAUCCAAAGUGAGCCAAUAAUAAUUCCAUAUGUUAGACCAGAUAGAAGAAUGAAUAGAAUUUUUGCAUAUGAUGAUAAACCUGAGGAUGAAUUUGACAAAAUGAUUAGAGAAAAUCCGGAACUUGCUGGAUUUGCCGUUCCAGAAGAAAAUCCAAAAGAACAUGAUAUACUUUCUUCCAAUGACAUCAAUGAAAAGAAAACCAUCUCUGAAGCUACAGACGAUCAUAGUAACCUACAGCCAACAAUCGAAACUGCAUUCGAUGCGCAUCUUCUUCAGACAUCUGGUCGUUUGCCGUGUCCAACUGAACCUUGCAAAAUCCUAAAAGUUGCUGAAGUUGCUCAUUCAUUUGUGGAUAUAGUCAAGAAUAAAAUAAAAACCAAAUUUGUCAAGGGUACAUGAGUAGGAUAAACAUUGCUAUGCAUAUCAUGAUGUAACCCAUGAUGUUGCCCAUGAUGAUGGCCUUUAUGAUGGCCUUGAUGAUGUACCUGAGUAGCUGG